GAGUCUCUCUCAGACUACAACGCUCGCCUGCGCUUAGAUGUGGAGAGGCAACUGAAGCGGAUUUUCUGCCCAAUCCAAGAACCUCACCUGAACAUCCCUUCCUACUGGCAGAACUUGAACGUGGAUUAUAGCGGCAAAUUGGCUGUGCGGAGCUCUGUGAAGCAGAAAGGCCUGAAGCCUGAGCCGGUGGUUUUCGUCGAGAUCGAACCGGGGCAACAGGUAGAGCUGCUGAAUAUGUGUCAGCACUUCAGCUCUUUGACCCGGCCAUUUCAACCUGGAGGUGAAUCGGAUGCAGCAAUCAUGACGCGGCCCGCGUUUUGUAGGCUUCUGUUGGAGCUCACGAUUGCCGAUUCGGCAGGCUCAGUCAUGUACCACUCUGCCAUCGAUAUUUUUGACGCCAUGGCAACGGUGCAGAGCUUCAAGGGAUUGCCAUUGACCAGUGCGACGGUGCAAGGCAUCUUGUUGGACGAUCACAGUGAUCGAGUGAUUCAGCUCUUUGCUGGCGUGCUGGCACAGGCAGGGCGGCAGGCCCAAACAUCAGAAGAUGCAUUUUUUACUAAGGAAACAACAAGAACCACUAGUAGAAAACUAUCAUGUUUUUUGUAUGGAACGUAUGGGAAAAGUUAUUGUUUCAUGAUCUGUACAUGGAUGUAUUUCCGGAAAUUCUAA
Cladocopium goreaui is the source of this 669-nucleotide messenger RNA. NCBI's taxonomy places the organism in Eukaryota, Dinophyceae, Suessiales, Symbiodiniaceae. The record is from the annotation of a GenBank genome assembly.